AUGAAUCUAGAACUAAGAAGUCCUUUCGAAUCGGAUUAUCCUGCGAAACUUGAAGCGACCGUAAGAGAUGGACCUGUUCGUUGUAUCAGCUUCAAUAAACGGGGCACGAUGUUAGCAGGCGGUUGUUCCGAUGGUUACUGCAUAGUAUGGGACUUUCAAUCAAUGAGUAUUAUUCGUAAAAUGAGAUGUCAUGUAAACUCAGUGACUAGCGUAAGCUGGUCACGUAAUGGUCGAUGUAUCCUCUCUUCCGGUGAAGACCACAAAUGUGUCUAUUGGGAUAUAACAAAAGGCACUCAAAAGUGGAUCCGUUUUGAUGGGCCAGUACUUAUGGCUGAAAUGCACCCAAGAAAUAAUUCUAUUUUUGUUGCCUCAAUAUACCAAGAUUCACCGGUAAUUGUAGAAAUAGGAGAUACAAUACGUCGGUUUCCAUUACCAACGAACGCAGGGUCUUCACCUGACGCGAAUAACAGCAGCAGUGAAGAAACAACGAAUUCAACUCUUUAUAUACAUAAAACAGUUGUAUGUCGAUACGAUAAGCGUGGUAACCGAAUUCUUACAGGAACGAAUAAAGGUUACUUGAAUGUAAUCGAUCCAAACACUCGAAGAAUACUAGACAAUCCAAAACUAAGUCACUUAUCUAUAAGAAAUAUUUCAGUUAGCCGUAACGGGAAAGUUAUUGCUGUUAAUAUUUCGGACAAAACUAUUCGACUUUAUGGGUUAGAUGACGAAAGGAUAGAUAUUAACCCUGAACUGCAAUUUGCGGAAACCGUCAAUAAAGAUAAUUGGAAUCAAUGUUGUUUCAGUCAAAAUGGUGACUAUUUAAUAGGAGGUUCUGGAAAAUUAGCGGCACAUGAAAUAUUUAUAUGGGAUAGAAGGACUACUAGGCUUGUACAGGUUUUACAAGGACCAAAUGAAACAUGUGUAGAUCUGGCUCAACAUCCUAUACAACCAAUAAUCAUAUCAGUAGACAUGGAAGGAACAAUGUAUACAUGGACAACACGACAUAAAGAAGAUUGGGUUUGUUGGGAUCCAGCAUUUAAAGAGAUUGAUGAUAAUAUAGUGUAUGAAGAAAGAGAAGAUGAAUUUGAUUUUGUAAGUGAAGAAGAAGCAGAAUAUUCUCAGAAUAAUCAAAUGAAACAAGACGAAGAUGAAGAUGAAGAUGAAGAAAUUGAUGUAGUGACAGUUGAUAAACCCGCACGUUCUGAUUCUUCUGACAUGGAAGAUGAUGAAUUAAUUUACUUGGUGGAUUCUGAGGUGGAGAGUUUCAUUAGCACAAAAACACUUGAAACUCAACAACCUGAAAGCUCAACGAGGUCAGAUCAAUCUUCGAACAAUGUAAUUAUCCCCAGUAGUACAAAUAAUUCGAGUAUGGGACGAAAUUCAAAAGUCAAAGGGAAGAAUAAAGCACGGAUAGGAAAUGAAUACGAAGAUAUGAACGGAUGGAAAAAGAAAUCUUAUCAUAAUUAA
Molecule: messenger RNA, 1467 nt
Organism: Rhizophagus irregularis DAOM 181602=DAOM 197198
Lineage: Eukaryota; Fungi; Glomeromycota; Glomeromycetes; Glomerales; Glomeraceae
Cellular component (GO): Set1C/COMPASS complex
Molecular function (GO): protein binding
Source: RefSeq, a predicted model, not a curated record